Seminavis robusta is the source of this 1411-nucleotide messenger RNA. Lineage: Eukaryota; Bacillariophyta; Bacillariophyceae; Naviculales; Naviculaceae. The record is from the annotation of a GenBank genome assembly.
AUGAUUCAAGAAUGGGUGAACUUGGGCAUGUGGUGGCUUCAGUCCAUGCUGAAAGAUUGGUGGGCCUUAUGCUUGUCCUUGUGCUUGGUUUUGUUGGUAAGCCUAGUGUUGUUGCUGUCAACUAAUGAAGGUCUACUGCGUCAAGUGGAGGGUAAAAUAGGAGGAGUUUUGUUGGAAUUGGGAAGUAAAAAGCUACUGGAUAAGGCAGGUCUCCAGAAAAAACAAAUUUUUGUUGGAGGAACCACCAAUGUCAUUAUGCACUACUAUGAAAGAAAUCCCACCAAUGACACCACCAAUGACACAACCAAUGACACCACCAAUAGUAGUACUAGCAGUAGUUGUAAGACCAUCCUGCUGUGCCAUGGCAUGACCAGUGAGUCCAAGAACAUGUCCACUUUGGUGAAACUGCUGGCUGAAGCUUUUCCCACUUGGAGAAUGAUAGCUCCUGAUUGUCUGGGCCAUGGACAUGACUUGCAAAGAGCUAUACAACUCUACCAAAAUGGACAAGAUUUUGAAUAUCCCAGUCCUGAACAAAUGGGACACUGUGUCAUGGAUCUCCUGGAUACACUGAAAAUCGAACAAGUAUACGCUUAUGGAGCUUCCAUGGGAGGAGCACUUGUCUAUUUCCUUCAACAAAAACGACCAGAGUUGGUCACCCAUGCAAUGCUCAUUUCUCCUGCAGUUGAAGCCGUUCUCGAUGACAAAUUCUUGGCGGAUUGGGAAUCAGGACGCAAAAAGCACUUUUGCUGGACCAGUAGAAACGAUGUGGAGCUAUUCAUGCAAGACUUGUCGUGUCCUCAACGAAAAGCAAAUCCCAUUCCAUCCUUCAUGCUACAAGCCAUCUGGGAAGAACGUCAACGAAACGAACCACCCGGACACUUCAAAAAUUACUUUAACAAUCUACUCGAGCACAAGGGAAAGGAUCCAGAUUGGAUGGGAACUCCCGUCGAUUGUGCUCCAGAACUACCACGUCUCGUUCUAUGGCCCGAGGAAGACUUUAUUUCCAAUUUCAAAAAGGGAAAAGCUUUCUUUCAAAAAUCACACAAUACACAGUUCCUACCCUUGCCCGAUUGUGGACACUUGUUCCAUGCCGACGGAAAGACGGUCCUCGUGCAUGCCGCACCCUACUUUAUCGACUACAUUCAAAAACAGGAACUCUCCAUUGACAAAGCGAAGGAUGAAUUGUAGCUCGUCGGGAAUCAAUCACAACGCACUCAACAAGCACCAUACCAUACUCCGUCCCGGUCGUGAUUAUUCGAUCAAUAUACAGUACCAGUACCUACCGGUAGCAACCAACUAUCAUACCAUCGUGCGCUUUUUUUAAUUGAUCAAUCUUUUCGUUUUGGUUCCGCACGGGCGUCCAAAAUAAUGUAGCUCCAUCGUUUUUGGCCUCGUGAUCCGUCACGGAUUG